GUUUUCCUGCGUCACCACAGGCUCUGCCGCUCUUCCUGUACGUGAGCCUUUCCCCUUUUUCCCCGCUGCGUGUUCCCCGCCAUGGCGCGCUAGCGAUUUGUCGAGGGACAAGCCACAGUUUUCUGAUUUGGUGAGCUCGGCCCCUACCGGACGAAAGGAAGCGGUCAUCAGAGGUCCGACGUACGUACGCACACCCACGACUGAGAGAUCUGACGGGUGAGCCCAAAAGGGAGGGUCGAUCGAGGAAGCGGAGGCGGGAGGGGGCCACAGGGGUAGAUCUAGGCAGAGGGGGUGGGUGUGAGGGGCGGGGAGGGCUGGGGAGGCGUGUGGGUGCGUGUGCGUGACGACCGGAGCGAGAUGUUGUGUCUAUCUCUGUGUGGUUUUCGGUGUGGGUAGGUACCUAGGUAUACUGGUGUGGGUAUCCCUUUCGCAUCAAGGUAGCGAAGCUGAAGGCUUCACGGGGCGUCCGCUCGACGGUACGCACAUUCCGCUCACGACCAGACGACACGUGUUCGUUGACAAAUGUGGCCUGCUUGUCUGUGUCUGUCUGUCGCCUCUGUCAGGUUAGGAGGGUCAGUAGUUGCAGCUCGUCGCGCCUUGCCGCGCUCCCAGUAGCUCCCCAGCCAUGCCGAAGGAGCACAUCCUGAUAGAGCGCUAUGCCAAGACGAAGCUGUGUCCCUUCCAGCCGCAGGGCAAGUGCAAGAAGGGAGACAAAUGCAAAUACGCCCACAGCACCGACGAACUCAGACCCAUGCCCGGUGCGUGGCUGGACCUGACUGACCUGGAACACAACACAACACAACACAACACAAAGCACAACACGCCAUACCACAGCCAGACAGACGGAGCGAUGGAUGGAUGGAUGUGCCUCUCUCUCUCUCUCUCUGUGUAUGUGUGUGUGUGUGUGUGUGUGUGGUGAUGGAUCCGUCAGAUCUGCGCAAGACCAAGAUGUGUGUCCGUUUCAUGGAGGGCGGCUGCAACGACCAGUUCUGCAACUUCGCCCACUCGGCCGAGGAGCUCCGCGCCACUCCCGACCUCUUCAAGACCGCCAUCUGCCCCAAGUGGCAACGCGGCGAGUGCAGAAACCCCGACUGCAGAUACGCACACGGCGAGAUGGAGCUGAGGCCACGCGCCACACUCGAGGCCAGCCAGAACCUCCCCGUCGACAACACGCGCCUGCAGCCGCAUGCGACGUUUGCCGGAGGGGCGACUCUGCGUGAGUUCGCCAAUGCGAGCAACAGCGGGAUGACGCCCAACCCCUGGAGCCCUUUCGACGGCUCCCGGCCGCUGGUGAAUGUGUCGGCGCUGCCGGCCCGCCAGCGGGCCAACUCGUCGGUGACGUCAAGUCCUGGGUUUGGAGCUGAGUCGCCAUGCAGCCUCUUCUCCGUCGACGCCAUCACCGCCCUCACAUCUGGCAACGGCCAUGGGAAUGGAAACGCAGCCGCCACUGUCACAGCUGUCGUCGCACCCCCCUACCCCCCGCCGCGACCCACACCCACACCCACACCCGCACCGGUCCCCGCCGCCCCGACGCACAGCUACCCCACCACACAAGAUGUGGUGGCACAGCCCAUGAACCUGGCGAGCGUGCAGGGAGGCCUCUUCAGCAGCGGCCAUCACCAGCACCACCAGCAGCAGCCUCAGGGUGUCUCGCGUCCCCAGUGUGGCGGAGGCGUCCACACCAAUGGCGGCGGGAUGCUCUCGCCCUCGCUCGCCUCGCAGUUUUCGACCGCCAGCACGUCGGUCAGCCGGCCGCCCCCCAUCCCCACCCAUCCACCACGAUUCAUGUCCCCGGAGCUCGGCACCCCGCCCCCGGAGCCUCUCUUCUCCCACCACUCGCAAUGGGUCGAUGAGUCCUCGUCGCGUUCGAGCGUUGCCGAGGCCGAGCCGGAGCUGCUCGACGCUGAGGCGGCGAGUGAGGGCUCCACGCGUGAGGGCACAGAGGGCGGCGGUGCGGGCGGGGUGAGUGUCAGCCUGCCGUUCCUCGACAGCCUGGCGGGGCCGCGGGGGACGCUGUGGCUGAGCCAUCCGAAGGGCGAGAUAGAUGAGGGCAGUGGUCGCGCUGGUGCUGGUGCUGGUGCGGCGGGUUGCGGACCCGAGGGCGGUCCGUCAAUGGAGAGGAGCGAGUUUGUGGCGAUGGCGAUGUCGCGUCAGUUCCGGGCGGAGGAAGGGCACCACCAGCCCCACCACCAUCAGCCCCACCACCAGCCGCAGCCGCAGCAUGGGGCGUACGAGAGGGGAUGCUACAGCAACAACCGUCACAGCAACAGGCCACACCAGAAACCGGUGAGGGGGAAACGAGCAAGGCAAGGAAGGAAGAGGACAGUGUGUGUAUCCUGUGAGUGCACUGCACUGUGUGUAUUGAUUGUGUGCUCCGUAUGUAUGUCUCAUUGUUCAGUUGGUGGAGUUCCGUGGCUCGCGCAUGCCUGCUUGGUCGCACUUUGACGCCAGCAGGAACUGA
Vitrella brassicaformis is the source of this 2461-nucleotide messenger RNA. The record is from the annotation of a GenBank genome assembly. Lineage: Eukaryota; Vitrellaceae.